This is a messenger RNA of Calypte anna (Anna's hummingbird), 1181 nucleotides long. It is a transcript of the gene SLAMF1, whose product is annotated as signaling lymphocytic activation molecule family member 1. The coding region runs from base 1 to 1161 and encodes 386 amino acids. The transcript has 7 exons. NCBI's taxonomy places the organism in Eukaryota, Metazoa, Chordata, Aves, Apodiformes, Trochilidae. The record is from RefSeq and is a predicted model, not a curated record.
AUGGGCUGUGGCUCCUGGCUCUGGCUCCUCGUCUCUCUUGGUCACAUCUGGGGUAUGACCCACGGAGUGGGGGAGAUGGUGCUGGGGACCUUAGGAAAAAGGACAAUCUUGAGGGUCCCUCCUGAACUCCAGAACCUCACCGUGAGCUCUGGGGAAGCCGUCUGGAGACGGGACACAGAGGAUCCAGGCAGCAAGGUGGUCCUCCUCAAAUACCUGGAUGGCCACUUCACCAACUACAUGGAGGGAUGGAUUCGCUUCCACAAGGUGGAUUUCUCCCUGGAGAUCCUGAACACCACCCGGCGGGACAGGCAGUGCUACGAGUACAUGGUCACCAAGGGGCCGGAGCAGAAGGUCUGGCAGAUCCAGCUGGAGGUGUAUGAGCCUGUGUCCAACCCCAGCAUCCAACUCCUCAGACAGGACCUGACCAAUGGCAGCUGCACCAUCACCCUCAACUGCACAGCAGAGCAAGGGGACAACAUCUCCUACACCUGGGGGACCCAAGACCCCAGCACCCUGGGGCUUUGCUCGGGCACUGGCAGCCUCCUGCACCUCUCUUACCCCCUGCAGAACAGGAGCAUCUCCUGCCUUUGCAAUGUCACCAACCCUGUCAGCAGCUGGCUUGUCACCUUCAACACCUCUGGGUGCAGCUCUGAGCAAGGGGGCAGUGCCAGGCUGAGGAUGGAGCAUCUGGUGCUGCUGGUGGCAGUGCCCAUGGCAGCAGUGCUGCUCCUCACCAUCCUUGUGGGUGCCCGUCGGGCCGUGCCCCUUGCCCCAGCAACUGAUCAGCUCAGCAUCAGGACCCCCCAGCUGGCCCAGCAGAGCCCUGUGCACACCAUCUACUCCCAAAGUCCAGAGGGUGCAGAAGCCAAAAGGGAUCCCUACCACUCAGCACCCAUCCUGCACCCCCAUCUUACACUCCAGCCUCUGGGCCAGUCCCUGGAACACAGCCCCCAGCACUGGACACGUUCCCCCAGCCACAGAGCCCCAGCAAGGAGCCCAGCACAGUUGUAUGGCCAGUGUGAUGCUGCCCAAGGCCUGAACCUCUCCAGGCAUUCAGCUCAGCUUCUGCUCCCCAACAUCCACCUUUCCCAGCUGGAGAAAAAACCCCACUGCACCCUUAGGGAACGGGGACAAAACCUUUCUGACCUGCACAAGAGCUGAGCUGGGGCUGCAACGUUUGC